Nannospalax galili (Upper Galilee mountains blind mole rat) is the source of this 2165-nucleotide messenger RNA. It is a transcript of the gene Gmeb1, whose product is annotated as glucocorticoid modulatory element binding protein 1. The record is from RefSeq and is a predicted model, not a curated record. Gene Ontology annotation, biological process: positive regulation of transcription by RNA polymerase II. The transcript is spliced from 9 exons. Bases 249 to 1970 code for a protein of 573 amino acids. Lineage: Eukaryota; Metazoa; Chordata; Mammalia; Rodentia; Spalacidae. Gene Ontology annotation, cellular component: nucleus. Gene Ontology annotation, molecular function: RNA polymerase II cis-regulatory region sequence-specific DNA binding; DNA-binding transcription activator activity, RNA polymerase II-specific.
AGCUGGCUCUAGCAAACCACUGGGUGAGUCACACCUAUGAAAAAAAAUCUGAACAUAAACCAAGAGCCUCUUAUCAGCACCCUCUCCUGGUCUCCAUUCUUUUCAGAAGACCAUGAUUCCAGGGUGCGUUGGGGAUUGCUCAUUAUCCUGGCAUUUCUUUCCUGUGGUUGCCAUCUUCCAGGAUAGAUGAAGUUAUCUGUGCUUUUUCUUUCUGACAGCAGCCCUAACUAUCUGAUUUCAUGUGAAAAAUGGCUAAUGCAGAAGUGAGUGUUCCAGUGGGCGAUGUGGUUGUGGUACCCACUGAAGGAAAUGAAGGGGAGAAUCCUGAAGACACUAAAACCCAAGUGAUCUUGCAGUUACAGCCUGUGCAACAAGGUUUGUUUAUCGAUGGACACUUUUACAACAGGAUUUAUGAAGCUGGGUCGGAGAACAACACAGCAGUUGUAGCUGUAGAAACUCACACGAUCCACAAAAUUGAAGAAGGAAUUGAUGCAAGCACGAUAGAAGCGAAUGAGGACAUGGAGAUUGCUUAUCCUAUAACAUGUGGAGAGAGUAAAGCCAUCCUGCUCUGGAAGAAGUUUGUGUGUCCAGGAAUAAAUGUGAAGUGUGUCAAGUUCAAUGAUCAAUUGAUCAGCCCCAAGCAUUUUGUUCAUCUGGCUGGCAAGUCUACUCUGAAGGACUGGAAGAGAGCCAUUCGUCUGGGUGGAAUCAUGCUCAGGAAAAUGAUGGACUCUGGACAGAUCGACUUUUACCAGCAUGACAAAGUUUGCUCCAAUACCUGCAGAAGUACCAAGUUUGAUCUUCUGAUCAGCAGUGCAAGAGCUCCAGUGCCAGGACAACAGACAAGUGUGGUGCAGACACCCACGUCGGCCGAUGGCAGCAUCACACAGAUUGCCAUCUCAGAGGAGAGCAUGGAAGAGGCAGGGCUGGAAUGGAACUCCGCUCUCACGGCUGCUGUCACAAUGGCCACAGAGGAGGGCGGGAAGAAGGACUCAGAGGAGAUCUCAGAGGACACGUUGAUGUUCUGGAAGGGGAUAGCUGAUGUUGGGUUGAUGGAAGAGGUUGUCUGCAAUAUACAGAAGGAGAUAGAAGAGCUUCUCAGGGGAGUUCAGCAGCGGCUCAUCCAGGCCCCGUUCCAGGUCACAGAUGCUGCUGUUCUCAACAAUGUGGCACAUACCUUUGGUCUAAUGGACACAGUCAAGAGAGUUUUGGACAACAGAAAGAACCAAAUAGAACAGGGAGAAGAGCAGUUUUUCUAUACUCUGACAGACUUGGAACGCCAGUUAGAAGAGCAAAAGAAGCAAGCCCAGGAUCCCAGGCUGAAAUCGCAGACAGUUCAGAAUGUGGUAUUGAUGCCUGUGAGCACUCCUAAGCCUCCCAAAAGACCCCGGCUCCAGCGGCCAGCCUCCACCACUGUCCUGAGCCCUUCUCCUCCUGUCCAACAGCCUCAGUUCACCGUCAUCUCACCUAUCACCAUCACCCCAGUGGGUCAGUCGUUUUCUAUGGGCAAUAUUCCAGUGGCCACCCUCAGCCAGGGCUCCAGUCCUGUGACUGUCCACACCCUGCCUUCUGGCCCCCAGCUCUUCCGCUAUGCCACAGUGGUCUCCUCUGCCAAGAGCAGCUCACCAGAGACAGUGACCAUCCACCCUUCAUCUAGCUUGGCGCUGCUAAGCUCUACCACCAUGCAGGAUGGGAGUACCCUGGGCAAUAUGGCCACCAUGGUGAGCCCUGUGGAGCUGGUGGCCAUGGAGUCUGGCCUGACCUCAGCAAUCCAAGCUGUUGAGAGCACCUCGGAGGAUGGGCAGACCAUCAUUGAAAUUGACCCUGCCCCAGACCCUGAGGCUGAAGACACUGAGGGCAAAGCAGUCAUCUUGGAGACGGAGCUGAGGACUGAGGAGAAGGUGGUAGCUGAGAUGGAGGAACACCAGCAUCAAGUCCACAAUGUGGAGAUUGUGGUCUUAGAGGAUUAACUGGGGGUCUUGGGGCCAGAAGAUAUGUUUUGGUUUGAAAUUUUAAUUGUUUAUUUUUAUCAUUGUCCCACUCAUUUCCACAUAGAACCUUUUUUAAAAAAACAAAAAAACAACAAAAUCUCGUUGUAACUGAAAAUGUUGGGUUCCUCCUAUCCCCUCAUUGACAAAUGGACAAAACAAGCUACCUUUCCAGAA